UUGUCAAUGUCAAAAAGUAAAAGAAAAGAAGUGAAAUUGCCUUGUUUUGUGUAAAUAAAUUGAUAAAGAAAAAUAUUAAUUAUUCCUGUUGUUUUAAUGCUUACAGAGUGAUUUAUUAGUAUUAUUUGAAAAAAGCUAUGGCUUCCCGAUUUAGUGGUGCGCUGCAAUUAACAGAUCUUGACGAUUUUAUUACUCCAUCGCAGGAAUGUAUAAAGCCAGUAAAAAUAGAGAAGAAGAAGAGUAAAACAGGAGCAAAAAUUAAAAUUGGUGAUGAUGGUUACUUUGAUCUGUCAAGUGGCAAAGAGCAGAAGUUGCAAAAGGUGGAGAUUACAUUGGCAGAUUGCCUCGCGUGCAGCGGAUGCAUCACCUCCGCAGAGAGUGUGCUCGUCACUAGACAGAGUCAAGAGGAGUUGCUAAGAGUAUUUUCCGAGCGGAAGUAUACAGAUACAAAAGGUGUAACUCGUGAUGUUAGUCUUGUUGUGAUAUCUUUAUCUCCACAACCGACAUUGUCAAUAGCAGCCAGAUACAAGAUGGAACCUGAAGAAGCUACACGCAAGUUAGUUGGUUAUUUCAAAAGUCUAGGUGCUGAUCUAGUGCUAGACAUGACAGUGGCGGAGGACAUAUCUCUGCUGGAGGCGCAGCAGGAGUUCCUGCAGCGGUACAGAGACCAACAGAACGAGCACUUGCCAAUGCUGGCUAGCUCAUGUCCAGGUUGGGUAUGCUACGCUGAAAAGACACACGGCAACUUCAUCCUCCCGUAUAUAUCGAGCACAAAGUCCCCUCAGCAGAUAAUGGGCUCGUUAGUGAAGCAGCACCUGUCAGCCAAGCGCGAGCUGAGCCCCGGCGAGGUGUACCACGUCACCUUCAUGCCGUGCUAUGACAAGAAGCUGGAGGCUUCGCGGGAGGACUUCUAUAGUGAUAUAUUGAGCUGCCACGACGUUGAUUGUGUCAUUACUGCCAUUGAAUUGGAACAAAUGUUGGCCAACAGUGACCAAUGUUUAUCAGAAGUGGAUUGUUGUGAUUUAGACAACCCUUGGGGAGAUACAGAUACGCAAGGCAUAAGAAGCCACGUUGGGUCAGGGUCUGGAGGUUAUGCAGACCAAAUCUUUUUGUAUGCAGCAGAACAGCUCUUCGGAGAGACAAAUGCACAACUUUGUUAUAGAAAUUUAAGAAAUCCAGACUUCCGCGAAGUGACGCUCGAGAAGGACGGCACAGAAGUGCUGCGGUUCGCCAUCGCGAACGGCUUCCGGAACAUACAGAACCUGGUGCAGAAACUCAAGAGGGGCAAGUCGCCCUACCACUACGUCGAGGUCAUGGCGUGCCCUUCCGGUUGUCUAAACGGCGGUGCACAGAUCCGUCCAGUCAAUGGCGAGACCGGUCGAGACCUCAUCGCGCAGCUGCAGUCUAUGUACACACAACUGCCUGUAUCACACCCCUCGCACAACAGGUUGGUUAAACAGCUCUACACCGAAUGGCUGGACGGGAGGGAAUCCGACAAGGCCAAAGCCAUUCUCCACACAAGCUACCACGCACUGGAGAAGAACGACAUAGCACUCAAUAUUAAAUGGUGAUUGUGGACUGUAAUGCCUUGUGAUAAAGUCUAUUUUCGUAUAAGCGCAGCUGCAAGCUAUGUACACACAACUGCCUUUAUCACACUCCUCGCUCAACAGAUUGGUUAAACAGCUCUACACCCAGUGGCUGGACGGGAGACUCAACUCAACAUUAAAUGGUGAUUGUGGACUCUGAUGCCUUGUGAUAAAGCCCAUUUUCGGAUAAGGAAGUGAUAAGAGGUUGUUAAAUAAUUUUAGACUUAAGGCCUUGUGAUAAAGUUCAUAUUCUUACAAAUAAAAUGGAGGGAGUCAAAUGAGGCCAAAGCUGUCCUCCACACAAGCUACCAUGCACUGGAGAAGAAUGACAUAGCGCUCCACAUCAAAUGAUUUUGGACUCUAAUGCCUUGUAAUAAAGUCUACUUUCUUACUACCAAACGGGAGAGAGUCCAACGAGACAAAAGUUAUGUACAUGAACUACCAUGCGCUGCAGAGGAAUGACAUACAGAUGGUGGCACAAAACACAUGGUGAUUUUGGACUCUGGUGCCUUGUGAUAAGGUCGAUAUUGAAUUUCUAUAUGCAAACAGUAAUGGGCUGGAUUAUACCUGAUUUGUGACAGCUAUACUCGUAAUGUUUUUUACAAUGAAAUAAAUAAGGCUAAGGGCAAUCCAAUAUAUACUACUCACCACCGUGUACGACACUAAUACGAACGGAUUGUGUGUAUAUAAACUGAGGGCGUUUUGUUAAAGAAUGUUCCUUCAGUUUUAAACAAAGUGUGUAUAGUCGGAAGCAAUCUUUAUGACGUUUCGGAACAUCGUGAGUUACGCUGUGCAAUACAAUAUUUUAGGUGUCAGCCGCAACGUAGAGGGGCGGCGGCAGGGCAUCACUCGGCUUGCACGUCAGCGUGACGUCAUAAAGAUUGCAUCCGACUAUACCUACUUUAAACCGCGUAGCAUCACGUUCAAGAUACCCUUACGAAAAUUAUUCCAAUUUCAGCCGCGCAUUUAUUUCAUUGUAACAAAUAUUAUUUAUUUAAGUUAGAUUGAAUGUUAGAAUAUUUGUUCCUAUAAUAACAAUUACCUAGUUUUCAAUAGUUAAUUUAACAAGUAUUAAUUUUAUCAAGUAUUUUCCAGUGCGUAAAACUGACGCUGUUUAGACAGUGAUCUUAUUGUACAGCGGACAUUCAUUCGAGCCCAAGCCAAUAUCAAUGUAUUGGAGAACAUGAGAGAAUGUAUGAUGUAUUUAAUAAAAAAAAUACGUUCCGUACGGUAAUUCCGAGGAUUAUUUAAGUAAAAUAAAAAUAUACGUGGCGAAGGCUACUUUAACUUUAACCAUACCUUCGAAGUCCGCGAAUAUUGAAAAUUUAGAAACUUGCUCUCAAAAUCAAAAUCAAUAUUCAUUUAUUUCAAGUAGCACUUUUGAAACGUCUAAAUUCAUUAUUUCUAUAGACUAUCAUCGGUUUUGAAGGCAGGUUGUGAUGAGAAGAUUCAUUUUAGCAAAUUUAAUGAUAUGGUCACCGCGAAUAACGAGUUUUGACUGUACAAAUGAUUUUAUAGUUGACUUGUCAGAUUAUACAAUUAACAUACGACAACAGUUUUAAUUUAAUGGUAAUUAGGUUUUUUUAUUUUAAUUUAGGGUUAAUAGAGUUUCCGCUGUACAUUGUUUUAUAUUUGUUAUUAUUUAGUUGGUAAGUGAAAAAGUUGUUAUAUAUUUUUAUGUAAAUAUUGCGUUGUGUUACAUCAUACCUAUUAGUGUAUGUGUUUAAGAAUACAAGUAUUGUUUC
This is a messenger RNA of Bicyclus anynana (squinting bush brown), 3331 nucleotides long. RefSeq names its product probable cytosolic Fe-S cluster assembly factor GI11683. The transcript is spliced from 8 exons. Gene Ontology annotation, biological process: iron-sulfur cluster assembly. Gene Ontology annotation, molecular function: 4 iron, 4 sulfur cluster binding. The record is from RefSeq and is a predicted model, not a curated record. Bases 138 to 1571 code for a protein of 477 amino acids. Lineage: Eukaryota; Metazoa; Arthropoda; Insecta; Lepidoptera; Nymphalidae. Gene Ontology annotation, cellular component: cytosolic [4Fe-4S] assembly targeting complex.